Molecule: messenger RNA, 5307 nt
Organism: Gopherus flavomarginatus (Mexican gopher tortoise)
Lineage: Eukaryota; Metazoa; Chordata; Testudines; Testudinidae
Gene: KDM2B
Product: lysine demethylase 2B
Exons: 22
Coding region: 293-4090 (1265 amino acids)
Biological process (GO): protein demethylation; regulation of transcription by RNA polymerase II
Molecular function (GO): histone demethylase activity; protein binding; DNA binding
Source: RefSeq, a predicted model, not a curated record
CAACCCCCCUCCGCAGCCGCCACCUCCCCCGGGCCUCCCCCCCUUCCCCGAACGCGAUCGGCAACAAUGUUUACGUUCCGGGGAUUAUGACGCCUGCGCCCCACUCAGUGUCUGAAAAUGGUUCCUUAGGACUUUGCAAAACGCAUCGACUCCCCCUCCCCUUCCCUUCCCCUUCCCCCAAAAAGUGCUGGUGCAAAAUUGCAAAACUUUAGAGAGACCUGGAUGGCUUUUGUUUUUCCUCCUCCCCAUUUGGGUCAAAAAAUGCAGGACAGGAACUGUUGACAAUUAAGAGAUGAAACUCUCCAAAAAAAUGGAGGCAGAGAAAGACUCUGGAAGAAGAUUGCGAUCUAUUGGUAGAAGGAGAUACGAUGAGAAUGAGGACCUCUCUGACGUGGAGGAAAUUGUCUGCAUCAGGAGUUUUAAUUUGGAGGAGAAAUUAAAGAGUCAAAAGUAUCAUGGGAAUUUCGUGCGUGACAUGGAAGGGAAAGAUCUUACUUUUGAGUAUGUGCAAAGAGAAGCUCUCAGGGUUCCCCUUCUCUUCAGAAGUAAAGAUGGUCUGGGAAUUAGAAUGCCUGACCGGGAUUUCACUGUCAGAGAUGUGAAGCUAUUAGUGGGAAGCCGUCGGAUUGUGGAUGUGAUGGAUGUGAACACGCAAAAGGGCAUUGAGAUGAGCAUGUCUCAGUUUGUGAGAUACUAUGAAACACCGGAGGCUGAACGUGAGAAGCUCUACAAUGUCAUCAGCCUGGAGUUUAGUCAUACAAAGCUGGAGAACAUUGUCAAGCGCCCCAAUGUGGUGGACUUAGUCGAUUGGGUGGAUAAUAUGUGGCCGCAGCAUUUGAAGGAGAGGCAGACAGAUGCCACAAAUGCUAUUUCGGAGAUGAAGUACCCAAAAGUGAAAAAGUACUGUUUGAUGAGCGUGAAAGGAUGCUUCACUGAUUUUCACAUUGAUUUUGGUGGCACUUCAGUGUGGUAUCACGUUUUCCGAGGAGGGAAGAUCUUCUGGUUGAUUCCGCCUACUCUGCAGAAUCUAGAACUUUACGAAGAAUGGGUUCUGUCAGGAAAGCAAAGUGAUAUCUUUCUGGGAGACAGGGUGGAACUAUGCCAAAGAAUUGAGUUGAAACAAGGCUAUACGUUUUUUAUUCCUUCAGGAUGGAUACAUGCAGUUUAUACUCCAGUAGAUUCACUGGUGUUUGGUGGAAAUAUCCUGCAUAGCUUUAAUGUUCCCAUGCAGCUUCGCGUCUAUGAAAUUGAGGACAGAACAAGGGUGCAUGCCAAAUUCCGUUAUCCUUUCUACUAUGAAAUGUGCUGGUAUGUUCUGGAGAGAUACGUGUCCUGUGUGACCCAGCGCUGCCACCUCAGCAAAGAAUACCAGAAAGAAUCAAUGUUAAUUGAUGCCACAAGAAAACCCAGCGUAGACAGCUUCUCAUCAGAUUCCUGGUUAGACAUGGAUGAAGAAUCUUGUGAUGCUCAUACUCGGGAGGAGAAGGAAGACAAUCUGGAUAAGAAUCCAAAGUCCUUGGCUGAUGGUUCCUCCUCGCCCAACAGCACACACUCUGAAGGGAAGGAUGUUGCAGGGAAAAAACAGAAAGCCACAGUAACGAGGUACCUCAAAAGAACUUUGUCCAAUGAGUCAGAUGACAGUGUAAAGUCAACAACCCCCACAGACUAUCCCAAAACACCAACAGGGUCACCAGCUACAGAAGUCUCAACCAAAUGGACUCAUCUCACAGAGUUUGAACUGAAAGGUUUGAAAGCCCUAGUAGAAAAGCUUGAAUCUCUCCCAGAGAACAAGAAGUGUGUUCCAGAAGGCAUUGAAGAUCCUCAGGCACUUCUGGAGGAUAUGAAGAACAUUCUGAAGGAACAUGCUGAUGACGACCAGAAUCUUGCCAUUUCGGGGGUCCCCGUGGUAGCCUGGCCUAAGAAGACCACAAAGAACAGGGCAGUUGGACGACCCAAAGGGAAACUGGGCACUGCCUCUGCAGUGAAGCUAGCUGCUAAUCGGACGACUGCAGGAGCACGCCGGAGAAGGACGCGAUGCCGCAAGUGCGAGGCUUGUCUACAUACAGAGUGCGGCGAGUGUCACUUCUGCAAAGACAUGAAGAAGUUUGGUGGGCCUGGAAGGAUGAAGCAGUCCUGCAUUAUGAGGCAGUGCAUUGCACCAGUGCUGCCUCACACUGCUGUGUGUCUCGUGUGUGGAGAAGCUGGAAAGGAGGACACUGUGGAAGAGGAGGAGGGCAAGUUUAAUCUCAUGCUAAUGGAAUGUUCCAUUUGUAAUGAAAUAAUACACCCAGGAUGCCUUAAGGUGAAGGAAUCAGAUGGUGUGGUUAACGAUGAACUGCCGAACUGCUGGGAAUGUCCAAAGUGCAACCAUGCAGGGAAAACUGGGAAACAAAAGCGUGGACCAGGAUUCAAAUAUGCGUCGAAUCUCCCAGGCUCACUGCUUAAGGAACAGAAGAUGAACAGAGAUAAUAAGGAAGUAACAGAUGUAGCAAAACGGAAAGGGGAAUGUGAAGAAACCCCUAGGCGGAAAUCUGAUGAACAUUCCAAAAAAAACCCUGUUGAUUCUAUUUUGAGGAGAAAGUCAGAUGAUGUGCAUAUGCGAAGGAAAAGAAAAUUUGAGAAACCCCAAGAACCUGCUAUGAGAAAACGGCUAAAACUCGGUAAAGAAGAGAAACUCUUCAGGAAAAAGAGGCGAUCAUGGAAGGCUACAGAUGACCGACCUGCCAUGGCCAAACCCCUGCGGCGUUUUAAACAGGAACCCGAGGAGGAUCUGCCAGAAGCACCUCCAAAAUCCAAGGAGAGUGACCAGUCACGGUCCAGCUCUCCCACUGCGGGCCCCAGCACCGAAAGUGCUGAGCCCAAGGACAAGAAGAAGAUAAAGAUGAGGCGGAAAAGGCGGCUUCCAAAUAAGGAACUGAGCAAAGAGCUCAGCAAGGAGCUCAAUCAGGAGAUCCAAAAAACUGAGAACAGCCUUGCCAAUGAGAACCACCAACCCAUCAAAUCUGAGCCAGAGAGCGAGAACGAGGAGCCCAAACGUGCUCUGAGCAAUUGCGAGAGACUCCACAGGUUCAGCAAAGGGUUAAAUGGGACUCCCAGAGAGCUGAGGCACCAGCUUGUGCCAAGCCUGCGAAGCACACCUAGGGUGAUUACCCGGCCACCACCUUCGCUCUCUCCUCCCAAAUGCAUUCAGAUGGAACGCCAUGUAAUCAGGCCACCCCCCAUCAGCCCUCCUCCGGACUCACUCCCCCUAGAUGACGGGGCAGCCCAUGUGAUGCAAAGGGAAGUCUGGAUGGCUGUCUUUAGCUACCUCAGUCAUAGCGAUUUGUGCAUCUGUAUGAGAGUUUGUAAGACCUGGAACAGAUGGUGCUGUGAUAAAAGAUUAUGGACCAAAAUAGAUUUAAACCAUUGUAAAUCCAUCACUCCACUUAUGCUCAGUGGCAUUAUCAGGAGACAGCCUGUAACCCUUGAUCUUAGCUGGACAAACAUAUCUAAAAAACAGCUGAGCUGGCUCAUCAACAGACUACCAGGUCUACGAGACCUGCUGUUAUCAGGGUGUUCAUGGAUAGCCGUCUCAGCACUGUGUAGUUCCAGUUGUCCUUUACUCCGAAUCCUGGAUGUUCAGUGGGUGGAAGGAUUAAAAGAUGCACAAAUGAGAGACCUCUUGUCACCACCAACAGAUAACAGGCCAGGUCAAAUUGACAACCGAAGUAAACUACGGAACAUAGUUGAGCUGCGUUUGGCUGGUCUGGAUAUUACAGACGCUUCUUUGCGAUUGAUCAUUAGACACAUGCCUCUGCUUUCCAAACUCAAUCUUAGUUACUGUAACCAUGUGUCAGAUCAGUCUAUUAACCUGCUGACUGCAGUGGGAACCACCACGCGUGAUUCCUUAACUGAAAUUAAUUUAUCAGAUUGCAAUAAGGUUACUGACCAGUGCCUGUCCUACUUUAAACGUUGUGGAAACAUCUGUCAGAUUGACUUGAGGUACUGCAAGCAAGUGACAAAGGAAGGCUGUGAGCAGUUCAUAGCAGAGAUGUCCGUGAGUGUUCAGUUUGGUCAGGUGGAAGAGAAACUUCUUCAAAAACUGAGUUAGUUAAAGGACAAGUGUGUAAAUAUGGGGGCCAGGGGUGGGGAAGGGACUAAGAACAUGUGGGGAUUUUAUUUUCAAUUGGGAAAUCAGAAAAUAUCAAAGAUUGGAUUUUACAGUUCUGUCAAGGAGAGGAGAUCAUUAAAACUACCCAUGUUAAGAAUUUCAACCUGUGCCACUUAAUUCAGUCUACCUGGGAUGUCCUGCACUGACUCUUAUGCAAAUUCAUAAGGCGACUGUUAUUGAUGAUAAAUGUUCACACCUGGAAGAAGACUGAUCUGUUUAAAGUACCACCGCAUGUGCUUGGGUAGUAUAAAUUUAAUUUCUGCUCUUCAUUUCUUAAAACAAAAACGAAAGUUGGUGUCAUUAAAGUGGACCACACACUGCAUUUCUGCCUUCUUAACACAUUUUGUUUUGUUACAUCUAACAUUAUGCAGAAAUAUUUUUGUACAAAAUUGUUUAAAAGUUAUUUAUGCAAUGUUUGAAUGCAUUACCAGUGUUUUGGUUUUGGAUUGCCAAUUUUUAUCUUUACAGUAGGCGAGAACUUAACCUAUACUUCGUAGACAAAAUAUCCAUCUGCAAACGUGCCCAGGUCAGGAAAAGUAGGUUAAUACUUUCAAUUUAAAGCAUGUUUUAAUGGAAGUUUAUAUCCUGCUUUGUAUACUUCAGAAGUGACAUAAGCAUGUUGUGGAAAUAAGGUGUAAAUGAUAGUUGAAGUAAGACACUAUGCCAAGUUUUAUCUGUAUAGAAAUCACCUUUUUCUCAAAAUUUUAAAAAUUCCAAUUUCAGCUUUUGCACAUAGGAGGGUUUCACUUUGUAGCAUGAGCUCUUGUACUCAAUAUGAAAUUAAUUUAUACAGUGAGUCAAACAGUAGAAUAAAUGGUCAAGCAUAGUCUUUUUUUCCUCUUUCUUUGAAGUGUGAGUUGAGUUCUCAUUUAAGGUUUAUAACAUGGUUAUUUCCUGAUUGUAAAAUUCUGCAUUGAUAAGUGCCAUUGUUGUAAGGUGUUGUUUUCGUAGAAUUUCCUGAUGCAGUUUUACCUUUGUUGAAUUUGUAUAAACAAUUGUACAAAAACAGAUAAAGCCUAAGAGGGUUUCUAUUCAAACUUGAAGUGAUAAAAAUUGUUCUGUUUGAUGCAGAGUCAAAAGUAUUUACAGUGCAGUUCUCAUCUGAAGAGUAACUUUAUUAAAAACAAAACAAAACUGCAUACCACUUUCUUACUUAA